Molecule: messenger RNA, 1630 nt
Organism: Spodoptera exigua (beet armyworm)
Lineage: Eukaryota; Metazoa; Arthropoda; Insecta; Lepidoptera; Noctuidae
Source: the annotation of a GenBank genome assembly
CAAAAUGUGAAAAAAAAUCAGUGUAAUAGCCGCGUCGAAGCGGUUUAUAACUAUAUCAUGUGUUUUAAUAUGUUUUUGUAUUAUUUCAUUGUUUUAUUCACGUUUGUGUUGUGCUAUAGUGAGGAGGAUCUUGGAUACAGUUUGAAUAUUGGAAACGCUAUCGAUGUGUUUGCGAACUAUGGCGACCUAUCACAAGUAACACAAGUAAUAUCAGCAGACUAUGAAGGUGAAGAAAGCGAAGACUCAAUAGUUCCCUUCAGUGAAAAGAAUAUAAAAGUCUUCGCCAAUGUCACGAGUAAAGAAAGCAGAAGUGACGCGGAAGGCGUCACUAGCAUGGAACUUAUGCUUUGCGAAACAUUUGAAGAUCUACUGGAUGCAUACUUUAAGAAUUUCAAAAUAGAAGGAACAAACAAGCCAUGGAAAGCGUUCAUGGGAGAUUGGAUCCAUGACGAAAUAAUGCGGACUUUCGGCAUAGAAUAUGACCUAAAACCAGAUUGCUGUUUCGUAUUAGUAAAAUUGACGAAAAUUAAUAAGACUGUGGAAUUAGGGAAUUUACAAAAUGUAGCCGUCAAGGGUUAUGUUAUGAGAGCCAUUGAAGAUCUGAACGUUACAAAUACCGCCGACGUUAGAAAGUUUAUGAAGAGCUAUGGCACGCACUACAUCGAUUCUUAUUCAACUGGAAACAUAAUUUACCAGGUGUUCAAAUACAAAAGGCGUGGAUUUGACCUAUUGCGUUCGUACAUCGCGAUGCGCAACGCUGGACGUGCGAAUUCUGCUAAUCUAAGAUUUUAUUUCUCAUCAUAUUUCCUCAAACAAGUCGGUGAUAUUAGAAUUGCCAGCGGUAACAAGACCAUAGAAACUUGGGCACGAACCAAUCUCAGAGACGGACAAUACCUCUACUCAAGACCAAGUCUUUUACGAUUGAAUUAUAAUGCAGUUUUAGUCCAUAAAUUGAAUAAUUUAAUGGACACCGGAGCCUUAAUAGGCCUUAACUUGAAGACUUUAAGGCCAUUAUUCAAAGACAAGCGCAAAGCAGACAGAUAUGCUGAAGUAGUGGAGAAUGAUUUACAAUUAUGGGAAAUCAACGCUUAGAUUAAUUUUGAAAAUUAUGUGAUUGCUCGUGUUAAAUAUUAAUUGCUAAGAUUUAAGAAUGUUAUUUAAAUAGCAACCUACUUGUCAAUUGUUUGUUUUGAAUGUGUUACAAAGUUAGAAAUAAAAGUAAAUGAAAUAUCCAUUGAGAUUAUGCAAUUCUGUAAGAAUAUUCAUAUACGUGAAUAACAUUGUUAAAUAUAACCAUCCAAAGAUAGCAUUAUAAGCCACCGAAGCUCUGAAAGGACCAGUAUUUCAAUGUAAACAAAAAUAAAAACCAUAUACUUGAUUAUUAAAAGUUUUAAUUUAUUAAUACCUAGCAAAAAGACAGUGUCACAUUAUUAUUAAAAAGUUUGACUUGAAAAUACUAAGCUUGCAAUAACAUAACAUAAACUAGGGUUACCAGUGAAUAAAUUAACAAUAAUACGAUAGGUAACGGAUAAAAUAAAGGCUUGUAUGAUGAUUCAUUAAAUGAAAGCACUUAAAGCUAGUUAUGUCAUGAAUUCCAUGUGAUAGAAGAUUAGUGAACCUAAUACCUGCC